Molecule: messenger RNA, 2323 nt
Organism: Megalobrama amblycephala (Wuchang bream)
Lineage: Eukaryota; Metazoa; Chordata; Actinopteri; Cypriniformes; Xenocyprididae
Gene: nras
Product: NRAS proto-oncogene, GTPase
Exons: 5
Coding region: 305-871 (188 amino acids)
Biological process (GO): Ras protein signal transduction
Cellular component (GO): plasma membrane
Molecular function (GO): GDP binding; GTP binding; GTPase activity
Source: RefSeq, a predicted model, not a curated record
UGGAAUUCUGAAGCCGGAAGUCGCUCUGAAUCGUGAAGUUCUGGGGGAAGCUGCUUGGUCAACUCUUAUUCAAAACUUUAGACAGACUUAUUUAACUGCUGUUUUUACAAGCUGAAUCUAUAGUCUCCCAACUAAUCCUGUUCGUAGGGUUUACGUCGCUUCCAGACGAGUGUGAAGUGACUUUUAAAGUGCUCCUCAUGGCAUUAUUUUGGGCGAGAGAGCAGUAAUUAGCGAAGCCCUGUUGAUCAGAUCAGCCAGAGGUCGCAGAACUGCAGAGUAAGCGGUGGUCUCUCAGGACUGUAAGAUGACCGAGUAUAAGUUGGUUGUUGUGGGAGCAGGUGGUGUCGGGAAGAGCGCAUUAACCAUCCAGCUCAUUCAGAAUCACUUUGUGGAUGAAUAUGACCCCACUAUUGAGGACUCUUACAGGAAGCAGGUGGUGAUUGAUGGUGAGACGUGUCUGUUGGACAUCCUGGACACUGCAGGUCAGGAAGAGUACAGCGCAAUGAGGGACCAGUACAUGAGGACAGGAGAGGGUUUCCUCUGUGUCUUCGCUAUAAACAACAGCAAAUCCUUUGCCGACGUGCAUUUGUACAGAGAGCAGAUCAAGCGCGUGAAGGAUUCAGAUGAUGUUCCCAUGGUCCUAGUGGGGAACAAAUGUGAUUUGGCCAGAACAGUGGACACCAAGCAAGCUCAGGAACUUGCCAGAAGCUACGGCAUAGAGUUUGUAGAAACUUCUGCCAAGACCAGACAGGGAGUUGAGGAUGCUUUUUACACCCUCGUCCGUGAGAUCCGGCAUUAUCGCAUGAAAAAGCUCAACAGCAGAGAAGAUAGGAAGCAAGGCUGCCUGGGCGUGUCCUGUGAAGUCAUGUGACUGCACUGUCUCCCCCUUUGUUUUUUGUUUUUUUGUUUUGAGCAGUUUCUUGACCAGGCAGCUGGAAGCCUCGUGACCAUGUGUGUGCGUGUGUGCAGAGUUCGCCCUCUGCUGGCUGAAAGGGAUUAAUGCACAACUGGUCAUCUUUCCUGUUGGCCUGCUGUAAUAGAAAAAUGAGGCCAUUGGACAUUACGUGUUUUCACUGAGGCUCAUUUGUCUCAUUUAGUACUUGGGUUUUCCCUCUUCCUUUGGAAGAAAAACUUAAACGGGCAUUGAGAUUGGGCAUUGAGUUCUUCUUUCUUCACUUCUGACCCCUUAUUGACAUUGAUUAAAGAAAUUCUUCAUUGCAGAAGGGUGCAUCUCAUAAAAUCAUGCCUAGACCAUGUUUCACCACAAAAUUUAAAGAAUAAAUAAUUAAGGAAUUAUAUUUUGAAGCUUUUUUUUUUUUACCCAUCAAAAUCUUAUCAUAAUGCAUCUGAAAUUUUAUUCUUUAUUUUUGAUUCCCCCCCCCUUUUUUUUUUUUUUCACCCAAGAAUGCUUUGAUUAUAAGAAAUGCAUAUUUCACGGAAGGAAAGGAACUGCAUUUUUAAAUGUUAUUUAAAUUGGAAUUAAUGUAGAUAAUUACCAUAUAUCUUAAAUUGGAAGCUGUUAUUUUGAAGGUUUUAGAAAUCUCAGCCCUGAUGUUUUAAAGGCCUCAGAAGUGAGAAAGUGAAAUGUCCUUUAAUCUUAAUCCGCAGGUUCAAUGCUCAGGAAUACUGUGAACACAGAAGAUCUUCAGAAAUGUGUGGGAUUAUUUCUGUUUAUAUCUUUCCCUUUUUUUGUAGCCAAAGAGUUUAUUUAGCAUUUACUUUUACCGUUUUCUGUCGUAUACAGUAGUUCCAUUCACUCUAGAAUAUCACCUUUUUCUUUUAUUCUCUUUGCUCUCAGAUGUUAAUUGUAUAUUUUGACAUAUAAUACAUAAUGAUUAGAAUGAUUUAGCUUAGAUACAGAAAAGUCAAUCGGAUUUCAACCAUGGGGUGUGAUGGAUUUUACUUAAAGGGCCUUUUGAAUCAUGGUGCUGCUGGUGUACAUGCCAAAUCUAUGUGCCGCCUUUGUGUCCUAUAUAGCAUGACAUCUUUUAGCCCAUGUUAAAUAAUGUCUUAAAUCUUCCAGUGAAAGCUGCAAAAAUGUUUUUUGUUGGGAUUGUAACAGAUCAGUGUAAGGUUUGUUGCUGUUAUUUUCAUGCCUGAAGUCUCUUCUUGAGAGCCAAUGAAGGUUUCUCAAGAAGUUAAAGCGAUUAUUCGUGUUGACUAUCAUGUUAUUUAUAUGGCAUUUGUCUGAAACUGUGCCUGAUUUCAUCAGUGAAAUCUGCAAUAUGUUCCAUUAUUCGUACUGCGGUUGUGUUUGGCCUUCUGUCCUCGCUUUAACGGAGGCAGGAUGUUUUCUUAAAAAUACAAACUAAGUUUGCCAUUA